AUGAGAGCAGCUGCUCCGGCGCCGCUGGGGGCGCCGGUGCUCCCCCGAGCUCUGCUCCUCCUCCUCCUCUUGGCGGGGACUAUAAACUGCUGUCUCCAGAGCCCGGCCGCCAACGCACAGACUCUCCCCCUGGAGGAAGGUGAGUUAUACCGACGACCACCGUCCUCCUCUGCUCUGCUCCUCAUCACAGGAUCGCCAGGAGCUGCUCUCUCUUUCUCUGCCCCUCUUCUUAACUUCGUUCGACUUCUCAAGUCUGUGUGGCGACCAUUACUCAGUUUUUUCGGUUUCAAAUGGGGAAAAUAUUUCCUCUCUCGGCCCUCAUCGAGCAAGAAAAUUCCCUCGGCAAUCAGAACGCCUGGGCCAUUGAUUUCCGAACGUAUUCAGAUACAGAACCGUCUUUAACCUCGAUUGCAUAAUAAGAUUUUAUCUGAAACAAUGCUGAAAUAAGAAAUUUACUUAUUCAUUAUAUGUAAUUCCUUUUUAUUUCGAUUCCUAACAACCACCGGGGGGCACCGCGCGGGAACGUUCAGUCGAAGCGCUCAAGCAAAUCGCUUCAAAGCUGAAGAUUCCGGCGACGCUGUGGAAUUUCGACGUAAAUCCUUGCACUGAAUGGAUUAAGGAAGACAGGGACCCCUACGCCCACAACGUCACCUGCCAGGAAUUCAGCACGAUCACCACGAACGCGACCACGAACAAGAUCACGAACACCACCGCCUGGCAUGUCGUCAGCAUGUAUGCCCCUGACGCUGUCCCCUCCUUGGUGGUAAUCCCCUUCUCUGGUUUCGUCGGUAGCUGAUUCCUUUCAAUAUGGACGAAAUGGUGUUCAGCGAUAUCAAGGCGGCUAAUCUGACCGGAGUGCUGCCGGAGGAGUUCGGCAAGCUCAGUUACCUAUCCUCUUUGUACGUUCCCCGACCAAAAUUCGUGUUUCUCGAUUCUUUCUUAUGAAUAUUCCGGAACUGAACAUCUCCGCGCAAUUUUCGUAUCCUCUGAAUCGGCGGAACUGAGCAGUGACGUCUCUCGGAACUACAUCAACGGCUCCAUACCAGCCGCUAACUGGACUUCCCUUCCUCUGAAAACCAUGUAAACCACGACCAUUCCGCUCCUUACAUCCCCGUCAACGCAAAGUCGUUAUCUCUAUUUUGUGGUCUAGGUGGUAAUGGAUCUGACCAGGGGCUUUGUUGUAUACUAUUGUAGAAACGUUCUGGCGAACCGCAUAUCGGGUGCGAUUCCUGAGGAGAUCGGCAGCAUUGGAACACUUGAAAUACUGUAAUGACGUUAUAUCCUGUUCGUAGCAACCAUUUUAUGCACCGUAGUAGUUGGUGAUUGACAUUUUUUAUUCCUAUUGAAUCCUUUACCUGAAGUUUCUUGGAGAGCAACAUGAUGCAAGGGCCUCUUCCUCGUAGCCUCGGAAAAUUGACCAACUUGAAAAGACUGUAAGCCUCUAGUCUAUGGUCUAUUCUUCUCCUGUGGUUGAAUCUUCGUUUUCAUCUGAAUCAAAAAGAGAACAGAAGAAACUGCAGGCACAAUGAUCGUAACUUAAGAGACUAGCUAAAUAAAAUAAGUGACAACGCAUCACGUCAUUUCAGCCUUCUUUCCUGCAACAACUUCUCGGGUGAGCUUCCAGAAACACUGAGUAACCUGAAGAACUUGACAGACGUGUACGGUUCCUGCUCUUAUAUUUGUUGGACUCUUUCAUGAGAUUAAAAGGAUCCUCUUCUUAUUAAUAAUCGGUGCCGGACGAUGUUUUUCAGUAGGCUGGAUGGGACCGAGAUAUCUGGGAGGAUACCGAGCUUCAUAGGGAACUGGACGAAUCUACGAAGACUGUUAGCUCUGCUGCCUUUAUUUAUCUUUUCCCAGCGCGGUUUAUCAUUUGAAGAGGAUGUCUUUACUACAUGGCAUUCUCAUGGGCUAUAAUGUGUUUUCUAAUGUCGCAGUGACAUCCAAGGAACAUUCAUGGAGGGUCCCUUUCCACCCGAGUUCUCAUUAUUGCUGAGCUUAACGCAGUUGUACGCGUGGCUUUACUCUUUUUCCGUACUCAGGGCAGUUGUCUGGGUUAAUGCUCUGUACUGACAAUGGCUAUGUUGGCUUUCCUUCUGUAGGAGAGUCUCUGACCUGAAAAAUGUGGGCGGUAGCUUCCCUCCCCUUGAGAAUCUGCUAGGUUUAAAAGAUUUGUAAGACUUCGAGUGACAUUUAUCCACACGCAUGAAUAUAUUUUUUGGUGGUAUGUUGACGGGCUUUUCUGUGUGAACACUGCUAGGGUUCUCCGAAAUUGCUCGAUAUCUGGCAGCAUCCCGGACUACAUUGGCAGAUUUACUAAACUGCGAACCCUGUACAGCGCCUUGAACCCAAAUAUUUGCAUGAUUUGUUGGUCCAGUGAUAAUCAUGCUCGCAUUUGAAAAAAAUUGAGAUAUUUUAGGUUAAACAUCAGUUUCUAAGAUGCCUUCAACAAGUCGAGAGAUUCUGCAUCUGUGCAUCAUUUUCGAACAUCCGCAUCUGAUAGGCACGUUUAAGUGAAGGUUCUGCAGGGUCUAGGGGCGCUGCCCCUGAUACCCGUGGAUUACUGCCUAUGUUGUAAUUUUUUCUUUUUAACGCUAUCCACGAGCUUACAUUAGAGAAUAAACUUAUUUUUCUUGUCUGUUUAUUUCCCAAAGUAAGUUUUGGCAUUGAGCUUGGUUCAGAUAUUUGAUUCAGGUACCCUUGUCUGAUGAUAGUAUGUGCAUGGUCAUUGAUGUUGCCUGUGGUCUGUCCUUCAAAUAAUAUUUGUAGUCCUUCAUACCAUAGUUGCUAAUUUCUCCUCUUCACCACAGAUAAGUUCAGACAAACUGUAAUUGAGAACUCUAAACAAUCAUAUACUAGAAAAGAUCUCGGAGGCGCUAAUUAUCAGAUAUAUAAAAUAAUUCAGAUCAGCACUACGCUCUGGGGGUGCAACUUACCUUAAUAAAUGAGAACGUGGUCGUUACAUAUGCAGUGGUGUUAAUCUUAGGGAGUAUUCCAUGGUAUGUAUCCUGCAAACAACUCUUAAAAGGUUGGGACUUUUUAGUAACCUUAAUAUUGGAACCCAUUCUCAGAAAAUGAAUGAUUUUUUAUUAAAAAUCCCUGUACUCUCUUAGACGUCAGACUAGGAAAACUGUUGAUUUCAUGUUUACUGCACACUUAUUCCUGCAUCAAUGAUUUUCAUGCUGCCAUUUUUGACAUUUGUCUGAUAAACAUCUGCUGCAGAGAUUUGAGCUUCAACAAUUUGACGGGCGAAAUACCAGAAAACUUUAUGAACCUCAGACGCUUAACAACUAUGUAAGUGACUGCGGGUUCUAUGUACUCGAUGAUUCGUCAUAAUGGGUGAAAUACGAGAAAACUUUGUGCAUCUCGGAUCCUAAAAACUAAGUGAUUGUGGGUUUUAUUUACUCGGUGCUUCAACCUAAUAGGCCAACAGGAAAGUCAGAAGAGUUAUACCUUUCGCUCUUUAAGAAAUAUCGGUGAUAGUUUACUGUGUUCCACAUUUGGUGUUGAUUAUGCAUGUCAGGUACCUUACAAGCAACAAACUUACUGGAUCAAUACCUUACUGGAUUAAGAGAACCAGACAGAAUAUGUACGUUUGUCUUCCUGGAAGUUAUUUUGCAUUUUAUGUCCUGUUAACUUUUUGGUAGCAUAUGAAUCAUCAUCAUGAUAGAGCGUUUAAAAUUUCAGGGAUAUUUCUUACAAUACAUUCACCGAUCUUUCAUCUGCACCAGCUAACUGUGAGCAAGAAUCACGGUAAGCAUGCUUUUUGUCUGUCAGACCUAUUGAAUUGAAUUCUUGUUUCUGGAACUAAAAAGGUUUGCCUAAAUUGCAGGAACUAUGUUGCCAGCUUUUCAUCGACAACAAGUGACUCGUAGGUUUCUAACAUUGUUGAAGCGUAUAUUCUUGGUAGAUCAAGUAUCUAAAUCAUUCACUCGUUCCGUUUGACCUUUGUAGGAUAGCGUCAUGUUUAAGAAAGGACCUUCCCUGUGAUGGCAUGGCUAAAAGUGGGUGUAAAAUAUCCUUCCUGGGGGGCAGCAUUUGUACCCUUUCAAUUUGAUUUUUGCUUUUGCGGCUUUGGAAGGAAACAUCCUUAUGAUAAGAAAUUUUGAUUUUUCAAAAUGACGCCCUCUUGAUUAAUUUUAUUUUUUUUCUGCAGACUAUAACCUUUUCAUAAAUUGUGGAGGUGAAAGGGUGGUUGUUGAUGGCAAUGAAUAUGAACCUGACCCUUCAUUGGAAGGCACAUCCAAAUAUUAUCUUUCUCGCAGUGGAAAGUGGGCUCUUAGCAGCACAGGAAACUUUAUUGGGGGAAGCAGGGCACCAUUUGUAGCAGAAAAUACGUCAACAUUGACAAUGCCUAAUGCAGAGUUAUACACGUCUGCUCGUUUGAAUCCUCUCUCUCUCAAAUACUAUGGUCUAUGCUUGCAGCCAGGAAAUUAUACAGUCAAACUGCACUUUGCUGAAAUAGUUUUCACUUCUGGCCCGACAUUUGGCAAUCUUGGAAGGCGUGUGUUUGAUGUAUCAAUUCAGGUCAUUUGGAUUCUUUGGACUUACAAUCUUGUUGACAUAUAUAGCGUAGUAUUGAUAUUUUCUUACAGACCUUCGUGAUUCUCUUUCGAUCACUUCCAGAUAAUAAUUCCUGAUUAUUUUAUCUCAUAAUAUCAUUCUCUUUGGUGAUUUGGUGCCAUAUGUGCUGAUUCUUAUCCAAGCCUCACUCACCCGUGGUUGUCACUGAAGACCCUCUUCGUAGCUUGCAUACAUGAUAUCAUUUUCUGUAAACGAGAAAUCAUUUUUCUGUCACUUUUAAAAUGUGCUUAUUGAUAUUCAGUUGUUCCAUUAUUUAUUUUCAUGGGUGUUUUUUUGUGAGUACUUGUGCAUCAUAGUAUAGUUUUCGUUCCCUAUUACUAGUUGUAAAUUAGGCCGAGUUUGUAGUCUUUUUGUUUGUAUGUUUUUAACCAAGUCUUAUGUUGAUCUAACUGAUAAAACUCUCCACUUUGAAACAGGGGAAAAAGGUGUUAAGAAACUUUAACAUCGUAGAUGCAGCCAAUGGGACUGGUAAAGAAGUUAUCAGGAAUUUUACUGCCCUUGUAGAGGGUGGGACUUUGGAGAUCCAUUUCGUGUGGUCUGGCAAAGGGACGAAUUCCAUUCCAUAUAGAAGUGUCUACGGCCCUCUUAUUUCAGCAAUUGCAGUAACGCCAAGUGUGUACGAGGAGGUAUUUUAUGCUCUCCCGUUAUUAUCUGAUUGGCUGAUUUUAAUUGUUUUUUUAUUGUAGACUUCACACCGCGUAUUUUCGAGGACAAUACUGCUGGCCCUUUUAG
This is a messenger RNA of Spirodela intermedia, 5313 nucleotides long. NCBI's taxonomy places the organism in Eukaryota, Viridiplantae, Streptophyta, Magnoliopsida, Alismatales, Araceae. The record is from the annotation of a GenBank genome assembly.